This is a messenger RNA of Schistocerca cancellata (South American locust), 996 nucleotides long. RefSeq names its product gamma-aminobutyric acid receptor subunit delta-like. Gene Ontology annotation, molecular function: neurotransmitter receptor activity; transmembrane signaling receptor activity; chloride channel activity. Gene Ontology annotation, biological process: nervous system process; chemical synaptic transmission; signal transduction. Gene Ontology annotation, cellular component: synapse; neuron projection; membrane. The record is from RefSeq and is a predicted model, not a curated record. The transcript has 4 exons. The coding region runs from base 1 to 996 and encodes 331 amino acids. NCBI's taxonomy places the organism in Eukaryota, Metazoa, Arthropoda, Insecta, Orthoptera, Acrididae.
AUGUGCCUGUACAGUCCACAGAGUGCUGCAGCUGGCUUCGCUGCUGCUGUGUCCGCAGCGCUGCAGACGACGGAGGAGCAGCGGUUCUCGUGGUACGACGAGGCGCGGCCGGUGGGCUUCUACGGCAGGCCGCAGGCCGCGUCGCAGCUGCUGCCGCAGUACGAGGUCGUGCUGACGCACUGCCCCGCCGCCUUCACCACCCCACACGUCUCCGGUGGAGGGGUGUUAGGACUGGCUAAGGAGACGGUGCUGCUGCGGCAGAGAUUGUGGUGGCUGAGCAGAGUGCGUGGUGUGCCAGGCAACGUGUCGUCGCUGCGGCUGUGGCUGGUGCUGCGUCGCGACGUGCGCGCGCCGCUGCUGGAGCUGUACCUGCCCACCGGGCUGUUCGUGUGCAUGUCGUGGGGCAGCUUCCUGGUGCGGCCCGCCAUGGUGCCCGGCCGCAUGGUGCUGCUCGUCACCACCCUGCUCUCGCUCGUCACGCUCUUCGAGUCCUCCAGGUCGACUGCACCCCCGUCGCAAGGAGUGAAGAGCCUGGACGUGUGGCAGCUGUCGUGCAUCGUGUUCGUGUUCCUGGCGCUGGUGGAGUACGCCACCAUCUUGUACUGCCUUCGCGGCCCCUUCCGGCAGCGUCGCCACGCCUGGGCCUCCACCAUCCGCGUAGUUCCAAGCUCGGCCACCACCCAUCGUACAAGCGCUACCCCCAAGAGCGGCAGCGCCAACGGCAGAGCGCGGAAGCUGUCGUGGCGCGUGCGCAGUGCGGCCCGCCGGUUGCACUGGUGUUUGCGCUUGCGUAGUACGUCGCCCGCCCCUGGAGUGGCUGGGGCUGGCGCCGGCAGCAGUGCAGGUGGCGGUGGGGACAGUGGCGGCUGGUGCCUGCAGGACCGCGUGGCGCUCGUCGCCUUCCCCGUCUGCUUCCUCGUCUUCAACGUCGCCUACUGGAGCGCCCACCUCUCCAUCCACCAGAAGGAGCACAUCGCCUGCAAGCCCGCCGCCUGA